Messenger RNA from Orbilia oligospora ATCC 24927, 1386 nucleotides. RefSeq lists its product as uncharacterized. Gene Ontology annotation, biological process: unsaturated fatty acid biosynthetic process. Gene Ontology annotation, molecular function: iron ion binding; heme binding; stearoyl-CoA 9-desaturase activity. NCBI's taxonomy places the organism in Eukaryota, Fungi, Ascomycota, Orbiliomycetes, Orbiliales, Orbiliaceae. Bases 1 to 1386 code for a protein of 461 amino acids. The transcript has 3 exons. Gene Ontology annotation, cellular component: endoplasmic reticulum membrane. The record is from RefSeq and is a predicted model, not a curated record.
AUGGGAACCCUUUCGGCGCCUUCCUCUCACUCAAAGACCAGCCGGACCAGGACCUCUGAGAGACCCCAUAUCACAGAGCUUCCGAUGACAUGGAGAAACUGGUGGAAGUAUGCGGACUGGCUCAACGUAUACUUUGUCGUUAUAAUCCCGUUGAUCGGGUGCUACUGGGCCUGGUUUACCCCGUUGCAGACAAAGACAGCUAUCUGGGCCAUCAUCUAUUAUUUCAACACCGGCAUCGGCAUUACCGCUGGUUACCACCGAUUGUGGGCCCAUACGUCUUACUCUGCAACCAUGCCAUUGAAGAUCUACCUUGCAGCCGUCGGCGCCGGUGCUGUCGAGGGUUCCAUUAAAUGGUGGGCUCGCGGGCAUCGUGCACAUCACCGUUACACUGACACCGACAAGGACCCUUAUUCCGUUCGGAAAGGUCUUCUUUAUUCCCAUAUCGGAUGGAUGCUCAUGAAGCAGAACCCAAAACGGAUCGGUCGGACCGAUAUCACCGAUCUCAACGAGGACCCGUUGGUGAUCUGGCAACAUAAGCACUACAUUCCUGUUGUUGCCUUAAUGUCCUUGAUCUUCCCAAUGUCGGUUGCCGGUUUAGGCUGGGGGGACUGGAAAGGUGGUUUCAUCUACGCCGGCAUUCUCAGAAUUUUUUUUGUUCAACAAGCUACCUUCUGCGUUAAUUCAUUGGCUCAUUGGCUUGGAGAUCAACCUUUCGACGACAUAAACUCUCCACGAGAUCACGUACUCACCGCGCUUGUGACCCUCGGAGAAGGUUAUCACAAUUUCCAUCACGAAUUCCCUAGUGACUACCGAAACGCCAUCGAAUGGUUCCAAUACGACCCCACGAAAUGGGCCAUUUGGACCUGGAAACAGCUUGGUCUUGCUUAUGACCUCAAACAGUUCAAGUCUAACGAGAUCGAGAAAGGUCGACUUCAACAGAUGCAAAAGAAACUGGAUCGAAUCCGUGCCAAACUCGAUUGGGGUAUCCCUCUUGGCCAACUUCCAAUCAUCGAGUUUGAAGACUUUCAGGAGCAAGCUCGCAACGGAAAAGCACUCAUCGCGGUCGCUGGUGUCAUCCACGAUGUUGGUGACUUUAUCAAAGACCACCCCGGUGGCGGGGCUAUGAUAAAUUCUGGCAUCGGAAAAGACGCCACUGCCAUGUUCAAUGGCGGUAUUUACAAUCAUUCGAACGCCGCGCACAACUUGCUCUCAACCAUGAGAGUUGGUGUUAUUCGCGGUGGAUGCGAGGUUGAAGUUUGGAAGCAAGCACAACAGGAGAACAAGGAUAUUUCCUUCGUUAAUGAUUCUACUGGUGCAAGGAUCGCCCGUGCUGGCGCUCAGGUUACCCGGAUUCCAGAACCCAUCAUUCCCGCCCAACCCGCUUAA